CCGACCCAUCACAGCCAUGCUAGGGCUUGUUGAGUGUUACUCAGCAAGCGUACAGAUGAGACACUAACUUAAUGAUGGACUAAUCCUCGGCAUUUUGUUUUUCCGAUCACUAUUAAAUCGUUUUGAGCAGAUACCGACCUGGAAUUCUGAGAGUAUUACGGUUAUUUUGGGAUAUUACUGAUCUGAAGUAGCUAGCCGAGAGCUACUUUGGCUUUGACCACUGCGGCCAGGUGGAGUUUCAGUAUGCAGCUGUACUGAGGAUGCUGGCUGUCUUCGCUUUGCUCAUGAUGGCUACGACCGGUGAAGCGGAGUUCUGCCAAGGCUCUGAGAACUGCUCCAGCCCCAAUGGCUCAAAGGACUUUUGCUUUUCGGCCCGGAUCCGCAGCACCGUGCUCCAGGGCCUGCCCUUCGGAGGAGUGCCCACCGUACUUGCCCUUGACUUCAUGUGCUUCUUGGUGCUGCUAUGUGUGUUCUCUGUCUUGAGGAAGGUGGCGUUUGAUUAUGGCCGUCUUGCGUUGGUCUCUGAUGCCGACAGCCGUAGGUGGAAUCAGCACUAUCAACGUCUGGACGAGCAGGAAUAUGUGGCCUCCGCCAUGCAGACGCCUGCUGACUCCCGAUACGAGCGUCUCACCUCUGUGUCCAGCUCGGUCGACUUUGACCAAAGGGACAACGGCUUCUGUGCCUGGCUAACUGCCAUCUUCAGGAUAAAAGAUGACGAGAUCAGGGAGAAGUGUGGUGAGGAUUCCGUGCACUACCUCUCAUUCCAGCGGCACAUCAUUGGUCUGUUGGUAGUGGUGGGCGUGCUCUCCGUGGGCAUUGUCCUGCCCGUCAACUUCUCAGGAGACCUAUUAGAAGAUAAUGCCUAUAGUUUUGGGCGAACUACAAUAGCCAACUUAAAAUCUGGUAAUAACCUGCUGUGGCUGCACACUACAUUUGCCUUCUUCUAUCUGUUACUGACUGUGUACAGCAUGAGAAGACACACAUCAAAGAUGCACUACAAAGAGGACGACUUGGUAAAACGCACUUUAUUCAUUAACGAGAUCGCAAAAUAUGCAGAAGAGAGUCAAAUAAAGCAGCAUUUCGACAUCCUGAAAGAUUUUAACGCGUGUCAGUGUCAUGGCUGUCACUGUCGACGAGAGCCAAAGUGCUCCCCCUUCAGCAGCCUCCUCAACACAAACAACUGGACAGUCACAUACGCUCCAGAUCCACAGAAUGUUUACUGGGAGCAUUUGUCCACUGGUGGCCUCAACUGGUGGCUCCGCUGCUUUGUCAUCAACUGCUUUCUCUUCAUCUUGCUCUUCUUCCUCACCACCCCUGCCAUCAUCAUCUCUACCAUGGACAAGUUCAACGUCACCAAACCCGUGGAGUACCUGAAUAACCCCAUCAUCACUCAGUUCUUCCCCACCCUGCUGUUGUGGUGCUUCUCGGCUCUUCUCCCCACCAUCGUCUACUACUCCGCCUUCUUUGAGGCCCACUGGACACGAUCUGGAGAGAACAGAACCACCAUGCACAAAUGCUACACCUUCCUCAUCUUUAUGGUUCUGCUGCUGCCAUCUCUGGGACUGAGCAGUUUGGAUGUUUUCUUCCGCUGGCUCUUUGACAAGAAAUUCCUCGACGAGGCAAAAGUCCGAUUCGAGUGUGUCUUCCUUCCAGAUAAUGGAGCUUUCUUUGUGAACUAUGUCAUCGCGUCUGCCUUCAUUGGUAAUGCCAUGGAACUGUUACGCAUUCCUUAUUUCCUUAUGUACAUGAUCCGGCUGUGUCUGGCACGUUCAGCUGCCGAGAGGCGCAACGUGAAGAAGCAUCAAGCUUAUGAGUUCCAGUUUGGAGCUGCUUACGCCUGGAUGAUGAAUGUCUUUACUGUGGUCAUGACCUACAGCAUCACCUGUCCAAUUAUCGUACCAUUUGGACUGAUGUACAUGCUACUGAAGCACCUGGUGGACAGGUAUAACAUGUAUUAUGCCUACCUGCCCUCCAAACUGGAUAAGAAAAUCCACUCUGGAGCUGUCAACCAGGUGGUGGCAGCACCCAUCCUCUGCCUUUUCUGGCUGCUCUUCUUCUCUACUGUCCGUACAGGUUUUGUUGCUCCAACAUCAAUGUUUACCUUUGUGGUUCUGAUCAUCACCAUCAUCAUUUGCCUUUCCCACGUCGUCUUCGGUCAUUUCAAAUACCUCAGUGCGCACAAUUACAAGAUCGACAUGGACGGUGUGGACAAUGGACGACCACCGGAUUCAUCUCCACCUGUCAAGUCUGUGCAGACGUACGUCGCCCAAGUGCUACAGGACCCAAACACAGACGAGACAGGAAGUGGCGAGGACGAGGGGCAGGGGUCGUCGCAGGAUGAGGAGGUGGUAAACGAGGGUGAUUUCCAAUCAGGAGAGGACAGCCUUAUUGAGAACGAGGUGCACCAGUGACACAGGCAGGGCCACGCCAGGUGCUAAACUUAGAGAAACUAGCAGGACUUCAACAUGCACUGCACCUCACCACACUUACUGAGCUUGUGAAUCCAUCACAGCUGACAGCUAUAACACUCAUUUAUCAUUGAGGCUUGGAGACAGGAUGGCCAAUUGACAAGAAUAUAGAUGGCUUGUGAUUGUACUCCAACUAUUAGAAACUGAGUUUCAUAAUUCUUCUUUACAUUGGUUACCCUGUUCGCAUGACGUUUCUUGCCGUUACAAGCGCAUGUCUAGUAAACAAAAAUUUGAAUUGACCUAUGUUAUGAUGAAGUAAAACCGCUAUAGCGCUAUCUCAGGUGGGCAGGAAAAUUGUAUAUUAGGGUGGAUAUCACAAAGACGCAUAAAGGUCAGAUUUCACUUCCAAAUCUUUUGCAUAAAGAAAAUAUUGAAAAAUUUCUUAGGAAAUGAGUUACAUAGGAUAAUGGUCAACUAAACAGUUUGGUGAGAGUUCAAACAAAAAUAGAUAUCUAUGAAUUAACCAAUCAGAAUCAAGUAUUUCAGACAGCCAUGUGAUCAUUUACAAU
Sinocyclocheilus grahami is the source of this 2977-nucleotide messenger RNA. Its product is annotated as CSC1-like protein 2. Bases 261 to 2411 code for a protein of 716 amino acids. Gene Ontology annotation, molecular function: calcium-activated cation channel activity. Lineage: Eukaryota; Metazoa; Chordata; Actinopteri; Cypriniformes; Cyprinidae. The record is from RefSeq and is a predicted model, not a curated record. Gene Ontology annotation, cellular component: plasma membrane. The transcript has 21 exons.